AUGUUAUGUCAACUGCUAAUACUUGUCUUUGGAAUAUCACUAACUAGAGACAUAUGCAUUAGAAGCUGUUAUUCAGAAGCCCAAGCCUCCAUAUAUUAUUAUUGCAACCUCACAGAUACUCCAAUUGUGCCAAAGGAUACAGUGAAGCUUUUGCUAACUUUCAACUACAUCACACAAGUGACUGCAACUUCGUUUUCACUGCUGGAGCACUUGUUGCUGUUGGAAACUGGAGCACAGUAUGUCUAUCCUGCUACCAUAGGAAAAGGAGCUUUCAGGAAGCUGCCAAAUCUUCGUAUCUUAGACUUGCGAUACAACAGAAUUCUUCAACUGGAUCUUGAUGCUUUUGUGGGCUUGCCAAGCCUGGCUGUACUCCAUCUGUUUCAGAACAACCUUGGAGAUUCCAUCCUGGAGGAACAUUACUUUCAAGAUUUGAGCUCAUUAGAAGAAUUGGAUCUUUCAGGGAACCAAAUCACAAAACUUCAGCCUCAUCCCUUGUUUUACAAUCUAACAGCCUUGAAAACUGUGAACCUGAAAUUCAACAUGAUAUCCAACCUGUGUGAGAGCAACCUAACCAGCUUCCGAGGAAAACACUUCUUAUUUUUUAGCCUCAAUUGGAAUUACAUGUACAAGACAGAUGAAACAACGUGGGCCAAAUGCCCAAAUCCUUUCAGAAAUACUAUGUUUAACUCACUAGACCUUGGUCUCAACGGCUGGAGCACAGAGAAAGUCCAAGCUUUCUCUUCAGCCAUUAAAGGAACACAAACAGGUUCUUUAAUAUUUAGCUUUCAUAUAAUGGGUUCUGGAUUUGGGUUUAACAACUUAAAAAAUCCAGAUAAGAAUACGUUUGCAGGACUACCAAGAAGUGAUCUUCGUUUGCUUGAUAUUUCAAAUGGUUAUAUUUUCUCUCUCAAUUCUUUAAUCUUUCAAAGCCUUUGUAGUCUGGAAUUGCUGAACCUUUUCAAAAACAAGAUAAAUCAAAUCCAAAGGCAAGCAUUUUUUGGCUUGGAAACCCUAAAAACUCUCAAUCUCUCAAGUAAUCUUUUAGGUGAGUUGUACGAUUAUACUUUUACAGGUCUACACAGUGUCGUGUAUGUUGAUCUACAGCAAAAUCAUAUCAGGAUGAUUGGUGAGAAAUCAUUCAGUAACUUCGUAAGUCUGAAAAUAAUUGAUCUCCGAGACAACGCCAUUAAAAAGCUCCCUUCCUUUCCACAUCUGACCUCUGCCUUUUUAGGUGAUAAUAAGCUAAUGUCCAUAGCUGGCAAAAAACUAUCAUGAACAUACCUUGAAUUAGAAAGAAAUAGGUUGGCAAACCUGGGUGACUUGUAUAUCCUUUUCAAAGUUCCAGAUGUGCAGUAUAUCUUCUUAAAACAGAAUCACUUCUCCUACUGUGUGAAAAGUGAUAAUGUUAUAGAAAACAAACAGUUAAUCUAUAUGGAUCUAGAUGAAAAUAUGUUACAGCUUGUGUGGGAGAGAGAUUUAUGUUUGGAUGUGUUCAAGGGACUGCCCAAACUUCAGGUUCUACAUCUGAAUAACAACUACCUUAGUGCUCUUCCACAGGAGAUUUUUAGAGGUUUAACAUCCCUAAAAAGACUUAAUCUAGCUUCCAACCUAUUGUCCCAUCUUUCUCCUGGGCUUUUCCCACAAAGCCUAACAAACUUAAAUUUAUCUGGAAACCAGCUUUUUUCCCCUGAGCCUGAAGUCUUUAUGACUUUGAGUAUUCUGGAUAUAACACAUAAAACUUUAAAGAGCCGACUAGUGUGGCUAAAUGAAACCAACGUAACCCUAGCUGGCUCAGAGUCUGACAGGUACUGUGUAUAUCCACCUGCAUUUGCAGGGGUACCACUGUCAUCUUUGACAUAUGGUGGUUGCAGUGAAGAUGAACUCCAGCAGAAACUCAGGUUCUCAGUAUUUGUCUUCACCUCCACCAUUCUUCUAAUGUUUCUGAUGGCAGUAAUUAUUUUUACUCGCUGUUUUGUCUGGUAUAAAACUAUCACCAAAAAAGUGAUAGACAGGCAUCCAAAAGUAGCAGAUAAAAGUGAAUACGAAUACAAUGCAUAGUUGUGCUACAGCAAAAAAGACUUUGAUUGGGUCCAGAAUGCUUUGCUGAAGCACCUGGAUUUGCAGUAUUUUGAUAAAAACAGAUUUACCUUGUGCUUUGAGGAAAGAGAUUUCUUGCCUGGGGAAGAACAUAUCAACAAUAUUUGGGAUGCCAUUUGGAACAGCAGGAAAACAAUUUGCAUUGUGACCAGGCAGUUUCUCAAAGAUGGGCGGUGUGUGGAAGCCUUUAAUUUUGCCCAGAGCAGGUACUUUUGUGAUCUGAAAGAUGUCCUCAUUAUGGUAGUGGUUGGGUCCCUUUCUCAGUAUCAACUGAUGAAACACAAACCAAUUCAAAACUUCUUACAAAGGAAUCAUUAUCCGCAGUGGCCUGAAGAUUAUCAAGAUGUAGACUGGUUUUUAAAUAACGUUUCUUGCCAAAUUCUGAAUGAAAAGAAAGUGCGAAGGAAAGCCAAGGGUAUAGAGCUGCAGACUGUUGCAACACUCUCACAUUGA
This is a messenger RNA of Nestor notabilis (Kea), 2550 nucleotides long. RefSeq names its product toll-like receptor 5 (gene TLR5). NCBI's taxonomy places the organism in Eukaryota, Metazoa, Chordata, Aves, Psittaciformes, Psittacidae. Gene Ontology annotation, biological process: inflammatory response; immune response; toll-like receptor signaling pathway. Gene Ontology annotation, cellular component: membrane. The record is from RefSeq and is a predicted model, not a curated record. Gene Ontology annotation, molecular function: protein binding; transmembrane signaling receptor activity.